AUUGGCUGGUCCGAUGGUAGGAGGCGGGGCUGAAGUGGCGGGAAUAUUCAGUUAGGCGGUGGCUUUGAAUAGUUUUAUCAACAGCGAGUCCCUGUGCUUUGUGGCUGCAAAGUGACAUGCGGGGACCUCUAUGUCAGCUCUGGGUAUAAUUGGAUACGUGCGCCCCUCCCUUUGGACUAAUCCGCUUCUCUCUCCUAUAAUCCGCUGUCAAUUCUGAUUGGCAGUGUCCGCAGCGCAUAUCCAUUGCGGGUAUCACUUCCUUCCGUCGGGAAGAUGAAUCGCAAGUACAGAGGGGGGGUUCCCGGGACGGUACCUGUCCAUUCCGAUCAUUCAGGCCAUGGUGGAGAUGAUGGGGAACGGAAGAUUUCCAAAUUCCAAAUAAACAAAUUAAGAAACUUGACUGAUGAUGUGUUGGAUAGAUUUGCCAGCAUUAGAAUUCCUGGGAGCAAAAAGGAAAGGCCUUAUUUAAACAAUAUUAAGAGCUCCAGUACCAGCAGUGAAUGGGGAGUGCCUUCAGAAUACGAUGACUAUCCUUCAAAACAGCUAUCGGAUAAAGAGGUUCUUCCUCUGUUUGAAAAAAUGAUGGAAGACAUGAAUUUAAAUGAAGAGAAGAAAGCACCAUUGCGAGAAAAAGACUUUGCCACAAAAAAGGAGAUGGUCCUGCAGUAUAUAAGCACUGCUUCAAAAGCUGGGAGUCUCAAGAGCAGCAGACAGAUCUCACCACAGGAAUUCAUUCAUGAACUGAAAUCAGGGGCAUCCGAUGAAAGACUUGUCUCCUACUUAGACUCCCUUCGUGUUUCUUUGACCAGCAAUCCUGUCAGCUGGGUUGAAAGCUUCGGACAUGAUGGAUUAGGAUUGUUACUUGAUAUUUUGGAAAGGAUGGUGAAUGGAAAAAGAACUGAAAAAAUAGAAAAAAGGAUUCAACACAAAGCCAUUCAGUGCAUUAAGGCAUUCAUGAACAAUAAGUAUGGAUUGGAAAGAAUCCUGGGAGAAGAAAGAAGUCUAUCCUUAUUGGCUAAAGCCAUGGACCCUAAGCAGGCUAACAUGAUGACUGAUGUUGUGAAAUUAUUAUCUGCCAUAUGCAUUGUCGGGGAGGAAAAUACUCUUGAAAAAGUUUUGGAAGCCAUAACUGCUGCUGCAGAAGAAAGGGGAAUUAUCAGAUUUAGCCCAAUCGUUGGAGGUCUGCAUCAUAAUUUGAUCCAGCUACAGGUCGCUUGUAUGCAGCUUAUCAAUGCUCUUGUAACUUCUCCUGAUGAUUUGGACUUCAGGCUUCAUAUCAGAAAUGAAUUCAUGCGCAGUGGAUUGAAAGAGAUAUUGCCACAACUGAGGCAUGUAAAGAAUGACGCCUUGGAUAUACAGCUGAGGGUGUUUGAGGAACACAAAGAAGAAGAUAUGAUCGAAUUUUCUCACCGGCUUGAUGACAUACGAUCUGAAAUGGAUGAUGUUAGUGAUGUCUUCAAUAUCGUUUGGAAUUCUGUAAAAGACACAAAUGCAGAAGUAUAUUUCCUUUCCAUUCUUCAGCAUCUCCUUCUAAUUCGCAAUGAUUAUUUUGCAAAACCACAAUAUUUUAAAAUAAUUGAAGAGUCCAUAUCCCAGAUCGUUCUGCAUCGAAGUGGCAUCGACCCUGAUUUUACCUACAGGAAAAGAUUAGAUGUAGAUUUUAGCUACCUUCUUGAUGUAUGUAUUGACAAAGCAAAAACUGAGGAAUUUGAAGAAAGAUUUUUUGAAAUGAACAAGAAAUAUGAAGAAGAAUUUACAAUUCGUCAAGAGGCCCAGUCCCAACUGCAGAAAAAUGAAGAAAAAAUCAAUGAACUUCAAACAGAAUUACAGGCUUUUAAAUCUCAGUAUGGUGUAACGCCAGGGACUAUGCCAGGAAAUGCUGCAAGCAAUAUCACAUCUUCCAGUGUUCCUAAACCUCCUCCAGCUCCACCAUGUGGACUUGCCCCACCGCCGCCACCUCCACCGCCUCCACCUCCACCGCCUCCAUUGUUUGGAAGUGCACCACCUGCACCCCCUCCACCUGGGUUUCUUAAUGGGAAGCUUCCUCCUCCAAUGCUAAUUCUUCCAUUUGGCUUGAAACCUAAAAAAGAAUUCAAACCAGAAGUUGUGAUGAAAAGACUUAAUUGGCAAAAGAUAACACCUAAUGACAUGACUGAAAGCUGUUUUUGGCUAAAUGCAAAAGAAGAGGGCUAUGAAGAUAGAGAUUUGUUUUUCCAACUCGAAAAUACAUUUUCUUGUCAGAGAAAAGCUGUAGAAGUUGUGAAAGAUGAAGAUGUUGAAGAAAAGAUGGCUAUAAAAAAAAGAAUCAAAGAGCUGAAAGUAUUAGAACCGAAAAUUGCACAGAACCUCUCUAUCUUCUUAGGAUCAUAUCGAUUACCUUAUGAAGAAAUAAAGAAAAUUAUUCUGGAAAUGGAUGAAACACAGUUGUCAGAAUCUAUGGUUCAGAAUCUAAUAAAACAUAUGCCUGCCCAAACUCAACUUGAUUCAUUGGCCAAACUAAAAGGUGAAUACCUCAAUUUAUCUGAACCAGAACAGUUUGGUGUUGUGAUGAGCAGUGUGAAGAAGCUCAUUCCACGUCUCAACGCUAUUCUAUUUCACCUUCAAUUUGAGGAGCAAGUAAACAACAUCAAACCAGAUAUUAUGGCUGUCAGUGAAGCAUGUGAGGAGAUAAAGAAAAGCAAAAGCUUUGGAAAACUACUGGAGAUAGUGCUUCUUAUAGGAAACUACAUGAAUGCUGGAUCUCGGAAUGCACAAACCUUUGGAUUUUGCCUCAGUUCUCUCUGCAAACUUAAAGAUACCAAAUCUACAGAUCAAAAUACAACACUACUUCAUUUCUUAGCUGAAAUAUGUGACAAAAAGUUUCCUGAUGUCAAGAUGUUUGUCGAAGAUGUGCAGACUGUUGAUAAAGCCAGUAAAGUCUCUGCAGAGAACCUGGAAAAGACAAUGAAGCAAAUGGAGCGCCAGCUUCAGCAGCUUGAAAAGGAUUUGGAGACCUUUCCCCUUUCUGAUGAUGCACAUGACAAGUUUGUGACAAAGAUGUCCAGUUUUGCAGUGUAUGCAAGAGAGCAAUUUAAGAAGCUAUCACGAAUGUACGAAAACAUGGAUAAACUCUACCAAGGACUUAUGGAGUACUAUGUCCUUGAUGCUAAGAAAGUUUCGGUGGAAGAGUUCUUCACAGAUCUGUAUAACUUCAGGACAAUGUUUAUACAAGCUACCAAAGAAAAUAUUAGACGAAAAGAGGCAGAGGAAAAACAGAAGCGUGUCAAACAAGCAAAAGAAAUGGCAGAAAAAGAGAAAGUAGAAAGGCAGCUAAAGAAAAAACGCCUCUUAGAAAAGAAACAUGAGGGAGAAGAGACUGGAGUGAUGGAUAGCCUGCUAGAGGCCCUGCAAUCCGGUGCUGCUUUCAGAGACAGAAGAAAACGGACGCCAAGGCCUAAAGACUGGCACGAAAAUCUUAGUCCAUCUUCAGAGAGGCCUGUACUAAAGGCUCGUAACUAUGAAAACCAAAAACCUCAAUUUGAGAGGUCACGUUCACGACCAAAUAUCCAUUCUAACGCAACAAGGGCUCCAGUUGCUAAGGAACUCAAUUAUGAAAUGGAAACGCAUUCUUCUUCCAAAGGAAGCAAGGUUAUUAGUAGAAAAGAGGCUUGUAACUUAACAGAAAUCAGCAGAGAGAAAGCACCAGGUCAUGGCUCCGCGACCAAAGCCGAGUCUAUUCCUGAGGUUGAAGCUCUCCUGGCACGACUGCGCGCGCUUUAAAAAAAGAAAACAUCACAAAUAUAAAAAUUGCCACCAGCAUUUGAUGACAAUCCCAACCACAUUUUGUCUUAUAUGCAAAUAUUGCAUUGCACAGUUCUUAGGGUUCUCUUAGAUUUAGAGGAAAUGUUGUGUUGUCCUACCUAUAGUUAGGCUACGGAUGAAAUGCAGGUGAUAAAAAUGAAGCUCUGUUCUAAAGAGAAUUUCUUCAGCCUUUGUUUGAAUGUGUAAUGUAUUUGUAUGUUCUUGCUGUGUUUGGGCAUAACAGAUUCAUCAUGAGGCAUCAGCCUACAGUUCCAAUACACUCCAAGAACUGAACACGUAACAAAAAAUAGGAAUGUAAGAAUAUUUAAUCUGCACUUUGAUUCCUUUCAUUUCCUUGCCAAAAUAACCAUACAUAUCCGCAUAUCUCUUUUCCAGUGCAGUUAUAUGGGAUUCUGAGCUGCAAAUAGUAGUCUCUGUGUGCGUUCAGCGGUAUCUAGCACUUGCCACUAAGAGAGGUUAGUCUCAUGAGCAAAUUAUUGUUCUUCCACCCAUAAUUUAUCAAUCACUCCAUAAUCAAUGACGUAUGUCUAUGGCGUGGGCACGCAGUAAUACAAGUAUGGGUUCUUUUUCAUUGACCACAAUUGGAAGCAUCUAGUAGACGACGAUCAAUGAUUAUCACAAAGAAAUGUGAUCAACUGUAUUGUCUGGCCAUACUCAUGAAGACUAAGCCGUGGUACUUCUGCUUGUAGUUAUUAGGAACCAUCCCAAGGCUUUUUAGCAAAAGGAGCAUUUAAGCAAUACUUGUGCCGUACGCUUUGGGUGAGAACCAAAACAACAGAAAUCUGAAUGUUGAAAAUGUUCCACUUGAAAAGCUCUGAGAACUGUGGAACUAAAUCUUUAUGAUAGGAAUAUAUAUAUAUAUAUAUAUAUAUAUAUAUAUAUAUAUAUAUAUAUAUAUAUAUAUAAAUCCCUGGGGCCCCACAUUAUAAAUGUUCAUACAUUGAUGUGGUGUAGCCACUCAUGAGACUUGCACUCAAACAUAUUCUUCAUGUGGUUUAAAGCCCUUACGCAUUUUACCUUCCCAUUUUUAGGCGGAGAAAUGUGUUUCCACACUGAUCUUAAAUAUAUAUGUAUGUGAGUAGUAAAGGUCUCUAAAUUGAAGUAACACUAUUCUAAAGAUCAUUUCUGAAAUGCCUCUCAUUUGGGACAUGUGUAACAUCAUUGCCUGGAUAAACAGUCUCCUCGCUUCAUUCUUAAGCACUUGUUCCGUGGUUAUUCAUGUCUCUGGCCUUUGUUAACGUACACAGCUGAAAGUAUUCUAUAUAUAAUAAAAUAUUUAUGUAUGAUAUGCACUGGAAAUGUUUAUCUCAUUGCAUGUGAGGCCUUCUGAUUAGCUAUGCAAAGUUAAUAAAUCUUAUUUAGAAUGUU
This is a messenger RNA of Xenopus laevis (African clawed frog), 5169 nucleotides long. RefSeq names its product diaphanous related formin 3 L homeolog (gene diaph3.L). Lineage: Eukaryota; Metazoa; Chordata; Amphibia; Anura; Pipidae. Gene Ontology annotation, cellular component: cytoskeleton; actin filament; cytoplasm. Bases 274 to 3759 code for a protein of 1161 amino acids. The transcript has 29 exons. Gene Ontology annotation, molecular function: actin binding; small GTPase binding. The record is from RefSeq and is a predicted model, not a curated record. Gene Ontology annotation, biological process: actin filament polymerization; actin cytoskeleton organization.